Molecule: messenger RNA, 2625 nt
Organism: Pezoporus flaviventris
Lineage: Eukaryota; Metazoa; Chordata; Aves; Psittaciformes; Psittacidae
Gene: BARHL1
Product: BarH like homeobox 1
Exons: 3
Coding region: 972-1940 (322 amino acids)
Biological process (GO): regulation of transcription by RNA polymerase II
Cellular component (GO): nucleus
Molecular function (GO): DNA-binding transcription factor activity, RNA polymerase II-specific; RNA polymerase II transcription regulatory region sequence-specific DNA binding
Source: RefSeq, a predicted model, not a curated record
CACAUCUCCCCCCCUGGAAUCCCCCCGCAGCUAAUCAUCCCAUUACGAGCCCCAUCAGCGGAAUAAUGACAGCCAAAGAGGGCGGAAACCGCCCGGAAAGCGGGGGGACCAGGGCAGCAAUUAAUUCCCGUUAAUGAACCUGCAAGGUGUCGCCGCCGGGGAGUGACACCCCCAAACACGCGGCGGCCAAUGGGCGCGUUCUUCCCGGGGGGGCCGGGGUCCCCCCGCUAACGGGGCAAAGCGCUUGGGGGUUCCUCCCCUUGAGCCCCCCCCCGAGCGCGGUUCCUGCCGCUGUCCGAGGUGCUGAUGGCUCCGCCGGCCCCGCGGUGACUCCGGUUCCCCCCCCCCGCCGGGUGCUGUCCGAGGUGCUGGUGGGAAGGGGGGCGCCGCGGCGGCCCGACGGCUGGCCACCCCCUCCGCCCUCCCCUCGCCCUUCCCCAUCGAUUUCUGGAUCAUUAAGCGGUUAAGGCGCUGCGAAGCAUCACUAUCGAUCGCUGCCUCCCCACCUCCGGCUGGGAGCCCCCCAGGCUGCCCCCCAGGCCCGCGCCACCGCGGCCCCGGGCGAGGGUGGGGUGGCCGGGUAAGGGGCCGGGGCCCCGGGUGAGGUUGGGGUCCGUCCCCUCUCACCCCACCCCCUUCGCGGCCAAAGUUUGACUCUGCCUUCCUCUCCCCCCUUCUUCUGUCUGUCUGUCUGUGAGUGCAGCUGGGCGCGAUGCUGAAGACGGAGCAGCCCUGGAUCUAACGCGCGGCGCCUCGGAGAGCCUUGCAGCAAUUGUGGCCCGGAUCCCAGGCUGAACUUUGCGCUUUCGUUUUCUUUUUACCCUUUUUAAAUUUUUUUUUUUCCUUUUUUAAAUUUUUUUUUGUUCAAUUUUUCGUUUUCCCUCCUGUUAUUGUUAACUAUCGUUACCAAACCGCUUCCGCCGCACCCUCCCUGCCAAUGCCCGUGUGAGCGCCGGCACCUCGCGGGGGCCAUGGAGGGCUCCACCGGGUUUGGGAUCGAUUCCAUCCUCUCCCACCGAGCCAGCAGCCCGGCCGUGCCCAAGGGGGACCCGCUGGUGGGCGACGGCCGGUCCCCGCUAGAGCUGAGCCCCCGCUCGGAGGGCAGCAGCGGGUGCCCCUCGCCCCGCUCGCCGGGCCGCGAGUGCCUGGAGGCGGCGGUGCCGCGGCAGGGCCUGGAUGCGCUCCUCCAGCCGGGGCAGGUCUCGGCCCCCUCCCAGUCCCGGACCGUCACCUCCUCCUUCCUCAUCCGAGACAUCCUGGCCGACUGCAAGCCCCUGGCCGCCUGCGCUCCUUACUCCAGCACCAAUGGACCUCACGGCGGGCAGGAGCCGGCGGGCAGGAUCCCCACCAAGCCCGGCGAGGACUUUCGGGAGAAGAUGGAGAAAAACACCAGCAGCUCCUCCUCGGACUCAGAGUACAAAGUGAAAGAAGAAGGGGACCGAGAGAUCUCCAGCUCCCGGGACAGCCCCCCGGUGCGGCUGAAAAAGCCGCGCAAAGCCCGCACCGCCUUCACCGACCAUCAGCUGGCCCAGCUGGAGCGCAGCUUCGAGCGGCAGAAGUACCUGAGCGUGCAGGACAGGAUGGAGCUGGCCGCCUCCCUCAACCUCACCGACACGCAGGUGAAAACCUGGUACCAGAACAGAAGGACCAAGUGGAAAAGGCAGACGGCGGUGGGCCUGGAGCUGCUGGCCGAGGCUGGCAACUACUCUGCUCUCCAGAGGAUGUUCCCCUCGCCCUACUUCUACCCACAGAGCCUGGUCUCCAACCUGGACCCCAGCGCCGCUCUCUACCUGUACCGCGGACCCAGCGCGCCGCCCCCUGCCCUACAGAGACCCUUGGUGCCCCGCAUCCUCAUCCACGGACUGCAGGGCGGCAGCGAGCCCCCGCCGCCCCUGCCCCCGCUGCCCGGCGUCCUGCCCCGGGCCGCGCAGCCCCGGUGAGCCCCGGCCGCCCGGGCAGCCCCACCGGCACCCAACCGGGCUGGAGGGGGCCACCCCGCCUCUGGGGCAGCGGGCAAGCGACAGACUCCCGCUCACCCCGCAGUAUACAUAUAUAUAUAUAUAUAAAUGAGACCUCUCCCCCCUCCUUUUUAUAAGUAUAUAUAUAAAGAACGCAAGAAGCAAGGACAGGUCUGGCAGGACGGAGAGCCGGAGACCUGCCCCCAUCCCCGUGUGUCCCCCGCCCGGAGCUCGGGCAGGGACCGGCUCUCCCGGGGGGGGUCUUUGCCUCUCCGCCUCUCCCCAAGGACCGCGGUGGGGACCGAGCUCCCCCGUCACGGACGGCUCCGCCUCCCGCGGCUCCCCGGUACCGAGGCACCGGUCCCGCCGCAGGGGAAGGGAGAGGGGAACCGGUGGCCCGAACGGAGGCUUUGGGACGUCCGUAACUACAAAUAAAGACAAAAAAAAGAGGGGGGAAAGCGGCAAAAUGUAAAUAAACUGCGCAAAAUGUACAUGAAUUAUUUAUUUGUGAACCCCGAGGGCGUAUUUGUGUAAGUGAUUCUUGUCAGUCUGUAUCCCGGGGCCGGCCCGGCCGGGGCGGGGGGGGGGGGGGGGGUCCCGGGGCGCCGCUCCCGCUCCCCGCUCCUUUUUUAAAUGUGGAAAUAAAACUUCUUUACAAACAAACGGG